This is a messenger RNA of Pleurotus ostreatus (oyster mushroom), 3399 nucleotides long. RefSeq lists its product as uncharacterized. NCBI's taxonomy places the organism in Eukaryota, Fungi, Basidiomycota, Agaricomycetes, Agaricales, Pleurotaceae. The coding region runs from base 1 to 3399 and encodes 1132 amino acids. The record is from RefSeq and is a predicted model, not a curated record. Gene Ontology annotation, molecular function: protein binding; RNA binding. The transcript has 19 exons. Gene Ontology annotation, biological process: nuclear-transcribed mRNA catabolic process, nonsense-mediated decay. Gene Ontology annotation, cellular component: exon-exon junction complex; cytoplasm.
AUGGAACAGGCUCAACCAAAUGAAUCUCAGAAUAUCAAGAGCGACGAAGAACGGUCCAAGUAUCAGAAACGAGCAAAAUUGAAGGAAUUAAAUAAGGUUCCUGAAGCGAAAGAAUCCUCCAAGCUCGACUCAUCACUGAAGCGUCACACUGCGCUUAUAAAGAGGAUGCGGCUGUCGAUGGCAGCGGAGAAUCGUGACCAGAUUCUCAAGGACAUCGACUCGCUGUCUUUGGAGAAGUACGUGGACGAAAUCACUGGAGCCGUGUUAGAAGGGAUAUCAAGAUGCAAGACGGAGAAAGACAUCUGGGGCGCUGUUGAAGUUAUAUGCGCACUCCACAGAAGGUUUCCUGUCGCAUUUACCCAGAAUUUUGUCCCGUUGCUCGGCACAGCACUCAGUGCACCGUCUAGGGCCUCUCUCGCCUCUCUUGCGCCCGAACAACGGGAGAAGGAAGAUACUGCGCGCGUAGUUCGUCAACGUCCGUUGCUCCGAGUCUGCUCGGAGUUGGCCCUGGUAGGGAUAAUCAAGGAUGCUCCCGACAAGAGUGGCGGCGAAUGGAUAAUGAAGGCGAUUAAGGACCUACUAUCCAAUGAUCCCAGUUUAUCGUCUCUACCUCUGCUUUCGACCUUCCUCAAAUCAUACGCACGCCCCUUCUUAGGCAUAUCACCGCAAGUUGCAUCCAAGCAAAUAUCAAACUUAGCAGAGCCCGGUAGCUUAUCGUCUUCUGUGACCAAUGGGAACAGCGAGGCUGGUAACUUUCCUCCGUUGACUUCCGGAGAGGAAGAGCUCGUGGAGAAGGAGAUUCGCGAUCGCUUCAAGCGGAUGUGCGAGGGGUAUUUCGACUCGGUUUGUAAGAAACUGAUGGUUGAACACAAGCGGCUUCAAGAACAGGAUAGGCGCAAUCACGAAGCAUAUAUACGAUCCGGUGAAAUAUUCGAAGAUCGUCAACAAGCAUACGAGAAGAUGACAAAGGGAUAUGAAAAGUUGCUCGCUAACUGCCAGACUCUGUCGGAGCUUCUGUAUCUACCGAUGCCUACCCUACCCACUACGAGCCAGAAAUCGGAGUCCAUACAAAUUGGAGUCAAUAACGGGAGUUCGCUAGAGGAUACAGAUGAUAUCGUUGUCACUGGAGGCAAAUGGGAAGACGAAGAGGAGCGUCGGUUCUUUGAGGAUAUUCAGGACCUCAAAGAUUUCGUUCCGAAGAGCGUUCUUGGGAUCGAUGAAAGCGAGGCUACCGCUGAGACAUCUACAACGGAACAGAUUGCAGAGGAACAGGAACGAGAAAAGGAGGAGGUUCGUAAACUUGAGGAAGAACUAGCUAAGCUGUCCGUCGCCGAUGGGUCUGCUCACAAGGAGGAAGUCACCAAGAACGAUGUCGAAGAAGACGAAGCUCCAACACCUACUCCGGGCACUCCCAAAGGUGGAACUCCCCCUCUUUCUCCCCAGCUUGCACCCCAAGGUCCCUCUCAGCUUCUUACAGCCCUUCUCGCGCGUCUUCCGGACACGACAAACCGUGCUUUGAUCGACCAAGCUGCUAUCGACUUUGCUUUUCUCAAUUCCAAGGCUGCCAGGAAGAGAUUAGUACGGUUCUUGUCACAGGUCCCGAAAAAUCGGACGGAUCUCCUCCCUCAUUACUCCCGACUGGUGGCUACGCUUAACAAAUAUAUGCCAGACAUAGGGACCGAAAUAAUAGCUGUGUUGGAUGAGGAGUUCAGAUACCUGCAGCGCAAGAAGAACGUCGUCAAGGAGCUUUCCGAAGUCCGGCUAAAGAACAUCACCUUUUUGGCCAAUUUGACGAAGUUCGGCGUGGUACCCCCUCACCUUAUAUUGCAUAUCUUCAAAGUAUGCUUGGACGACUUCAGUGGCACGAAUGUUGGAAAUAUCGCCCUCCUUUUGGAGGGUUGCGGAAGAUUCCUGCUUCGAAGCGACAACACGCGGGAAAGAUUCAGUGCCAUGCUUGAACUCAUGAAACGGAAGCAAAGCAUGCAACACUUCGAUCAACGUGAACAAAUGUUGCUCGAAAACGCUUAUUACCAAUGCAAUCCGCCUGAGCGAGCUCCACGGCAAGAGAAGGAGCGAACUCCCAUGGAGAGUUUCAUCCGGCAUCUCAUUUACGACGUUUUAGCCAAGAGGACGAUCGACAAGGUACUGAAGCUCAUUCGCAAACUCGACUGGAACGAUGCGACUAUACGCAAGACGCUUCACAAAGUGUUCACGAAACCCUGGAAGAUCAAAUUUGGGAAUAUCAGCCUUCUAGCUAUGCUAACGUAUGACCUUACACGGUACCAUGCUGAUUUUGCAAUCUCUAUCGUUGAUCAAGUGCUUGAAGACAUUCGGUUGGGCAUGGAGCAGAACAUCUACAACACAAAUCAGAGGAGGGUUGCUACAAUGAAGUAUCUUGGGGAGCUAUAUAUCUAUCGGCUAAUGAGUUCCGGGAUCGUGUUCGAUACUCUGUGGUCUUUGACAACAUUCGGUCACCCCGAGGGAAGACCGAUCCCCCGUCAGCCAUGCCAAUUGGAUAUGCCAGACGAUUUCUUCCGUGUUCGCCUUGUCUGCGUGUUGUUGGACACGUGUGGGAUGUGCUUUGAUCGUGGCAGUCAAAAGAAGAAAUUGGACAGCUUCUUGAUAUUUUUCCAGUACUACAUCUUCUGCAAAAAUCCUUUGCCGAUGGACAUUGACUUCAUGGUAUCCGACUCCCUUGAGGCUGUACGACCAAGGUUACCCCUCACGAAGAAUCUUGAAGAGGCUGCACUCGCAGUCGAUGAAAUGCUGAACUCAGCACUGCAAACUGCAGGGUUUGGUAGCGGUGAUGACAGUGGCGAUGAAGAGGAGGAAGACGAACGACCCGAGGCCUCGGAGGAUGAUGAAGAGGAAGCUGGAGCGUCGGACUCGCCAGUCGAGGAGCGAGCACCUUCACCUGAACAACCAGUAGUACUCUCGAACAGCAACAGUCUUCAAGAGAACCUUGGUCCCACGGAAGAGGCUGAUGCAGAAUUUGCCAAAGAGCUAGCCAAGCUGGUUACAGACACAUCGGCCGAAGCUCGUAGAGUCGAUAAGAAGACCGCUUUGGCAUUGUGGGAUUCUGCGGUGAUGCCUCCUACUGUGCGCAAGAAGCGAAGCGACGAGAACGACGAGGAAAGUGGUGAAGGCGCGGACGCGGUGAACACCAUGAAUUUUACGGUGAUCACCAAACGCGGCGGCAAACAGACGCGCCAGAUUGCUGUACCGUCCGAGUCGGCUCUUGCCACCCAUACUCGUUCUGCUCAGCUACAAGACAAAGUUGAACAGCAGCAGCUCAAGAAACUUGUGUUGGAUUACGAACAACGAGAGGAAGCCGAGGAAAUGAAAGCACUCGAAGCUCGGUCGCGUAAUGGAGCUGUCAAGAUUCGUUACAUCGGAUAG